Messenger RNA from Pantherophis guttatus, 10953 nucleotides. RefSeq names its product protein prenyltransferase alpha subunit repeat containing 1 (gene PTAR1). Gene Ontology annotation, cellular component: cytoplasm. The record is from RefSeq and is a predicted model, not a curated record. NCBI's taxonomy places the organism in Eukaryota, Metazoa, Chordata, Lepidosauria, Squamata, Colubridae. Gene Ontology annotation, molecular function: protein prenyltransferase activity. Gene Ontology annotation, biological process: protein prenylation.
UUUGGGUCUGUUCAUUGUAAGGCAAGGGGAAAGCUACAAAUAAUUCUUACAAGACUUUAUUUUCAAUGGAUAUCAUCUCCAAGUCUACACCUUAAAACGUGCAUCUCAGUAGUUUUGUGCCUGCUUAGUAGAAAGAAAAGGCUCCACCAUUUCCUUGCACUCUUUACCUGAAACUCCACGGCGACCAGGUCGGGCGAAAGGAGGAGGCGGUCCUUCCUCGUCGGUUUAUUCACUUCGCCGAGCUCCGCGCUCCGCCUCGCCGAGGCCUCUGACCCGGAUGCGCUUUGCUUUGCCUCGGCCUUCCUAUGCGGGACGGCGGCGGCGGCAGCGAGGGCGCUGCUACCGGUGGUAAACUACGGUGGCAGCAGCCCGAAGAUGGCUGAGUCCCCGGAGGAGGUGGCCGUGCUGGUGCAGCGGGUGGUGAAGGACAUCAACAGCGCCUUCAAGCGCAACCCGCACAUAGAUGAAAUUGGAUUAAUCCCCUGCCCUGAAGCCAGAUAUAAUCGAAGCCCAAUAGUUCUGGUUGAAAACAAACUUGGAGUGGAAAGCUGGUGUGUCAAAUUUCUUUUGCCCUAUGUCCAUAACAAGCUUCUUCACUACAAACUAAGAAAGCAGUGGCUCAAUAAAGAAGAGCUGAUAGAUAUCACAUGUACCUUGUUGUUGCUGAACCCAGAUUUCACCACUGCAUGGAAUGUAAGAAAAGAAUUGAUAUUGUCUGGCACUUUAAACCCCAUUAAAGACUUACAUCUUGGGAAAUUGGCACUAACCAAGUUUCCAAAAAGUCCAGAAACAUGGAUUCAUAGACGAUGGGUUCUGCAAUAUUUAAUCCAGGAAAACUCCUUGCCCACUCUUGUGACUAAAGGGAACUUAGAAGCAUUACCCACAGAAAAAAUACAGCGGCUGGUGAAAGAAGAAAUGGAUGUUUGUUGUGAUGCUGCUGGACGAUAUCCAAGUAAUUAUAAUGCCUGGUCCCAUCGUAUCUGGGUGUUACAGAAUUUGGCAAAGCUUAAUACAAAGAUUCUCCUUGAUGAACUUUCUUCCACUAAACACUGGGUCUCCAUACAUGUUUCAGACCAUAGUGGAUUCCACUACCGUCAGUUUCUAUUAAAAUCUUUGAUUGUCAGAACUGGGACUGAUUGUAUUAUAAAGUUAUGUGAUCACCCAACCAAUCAACAAACAUCCUGUUUUCCAAAAGAUGAAGCAGAUGAAGGUGCAGAAGCUUUUUGCAUCGAAAAACAACAGCCAGAUCACUCGCUGUAUCUGAAAGAGGAAAUAGAGCUCUGCACUGAUUUAAUUAACACUUAUCCAGGGCAUGAAACAUUGUGGUAUCACAGACGUCAAGUCUUCUACCUUCAACACCACUUAAAGAAGUGUCCAGUUCCAAACAUCUGGUCAUCAACUUCAAACAAUAGUGAUGGAACAGUUAAUAAUUCACAUCCUCAUGUUACAACUGGUCAUACCACACAAGCCAUGGAUGUUGACGGCUUAACGGAAUGCAACAAACAAGGCUACAGUCAAGAAACCAAGCGCCUGAAGCGGGCUCCUAUGCAGGACUGUAUCAACGUGGAAGAAGAAUAUAAGUUCAUCGAUCACGUUUUGUCUACGUGUAGGGAGGAGGAUCAGGCAAGGUUUGCAAGUUCAUAUAGAAAAUGGCUAGUUUCUUUUCUAGGCCAGUGAAGAUCUUUUAAAACUCUUUAUGGUCUUUGUUUAGUGCAAUAUCCUCUUUACAGACAGGUAUACUUAGGACCCCUGGCACUUUUCACCCUUCUGUUAUUCCUGCCACUGCUAAACUUCAUUUACUGAUGUUGGGUUUAGUUCUAUUUAUAUUUUUAAAAGCCACUUUGUGUUAAUUUUUAUGGAUCUUUGUAGGAUAGCCCCACCUAAAAAGGAACUGUUUGGUGUUAGUAUAAAUUAAGUGCAAAUUUUAAAGUCACUAAUAUAACUGGAGUAAUAGGAAAACAGAUAGAUCUACUGGUGAACAAUGAUUUCAUUCCUAAAUACCUCGUCCAUAAUAAAUACACCUAAUCAAAGUCAUUGGUCGGUGAAAACAAUGGAAAAUCAUUCAGCAUGAUGAUGUCAAAAUGGUUUUGAGUACAAGUCUUCAUCUUAUAAUUGCAUUGCAUCACUGCUCUUCUGAACUCUUUUUAUUUCACAUUUGAAUUGCUCUGAUAAUCUUACAGUCCGAUGACUUUUUAUUAUUAUUAUAGUGAAAGUGGGAUAUGCUUAUGUGAAAUUGGAUAGUUUUGUAAAAAAAAAAAAAGUCUACUAAACUAAAACUAACUAGUUCAAUAUAAGAACACUGGUAUUUAGGGUUUUCUCUGGCUUUUGUGAAUUUGGAGGCUUUCAUGAAUUUAAGGUUGGAAGAUAUGGAAAUAUAAGAUGGUGACCAAGGAACAAAUUUCUAUCUAAUCUUAUCUGCAAUUUUCUUGGCACAUGCAGAUUUUUCCAUUCCUAAAAUAUAAAAGGUGUUUCAUACUUGGAUUUUAUUGUAUGUGAUGAUAUAUAUGAUAGGUACAGGGUAUGAUAGACAAUGCUGACCAUCAAUGUUAUCUUUGUAAUGAUGUUUCACUUAAUGGACAAUCUACCAUGCACUGGGGCUCAUUCAUCUUUCAUUUAUUGCAACAGGGCCACAUAUGGCUCCUUUGCAAGACCCAUUUAAAUCAUUUGAGGAAGUACAGUGCUCAACAAAAUGAUGUGCUUGUUUGAGUUUUCUUCAGGUUAUCCACGUAAAUGUGGACAGGAAAGAAGAAAAUGCAGAGGCAAGACUAAAGUUGUUCAUGUUUCUGUGCUUCAGCUGGACUGAGUUUGUGAAGGCUUUCGAAGAGAUUAAUGGAAUAUGACUUGAAAUCCAUUUUUGCUUUAUUUAUUUGUAGUUUUAAGCUGAAAUUCAAGUUAGAUUUGCUGCACUUAUAUGGAGGCAACUGUAGCUCUUCAGUUUGGCUGCCCUUUCAUUAUAGAAUAAAGUAAAAUUCUAUCUUUAAAUUUGCAUUUGUACUUCCCAGGGAAAGCACAUGGGAUUUUAUAUGCAAUAAAAUCAAAUUCCAAGUCUGAAAUUAAAUUGCAGAGUAUUUCUGUAUUUUAACCUUUGCUUGUAGCUUGGGUAUCUUUGCAGGGUAUCUUUGCAGGGUUUACAGAAAUAUAACCAGAAUGACUGAAGAAAAGUGUAAUUUUAAGAUUCAGAGAAAUAACAGAUGAACAAUUCCAUUAGAAAUGGAAAAACAAACAAUAACCUGCCUUUUACAGCCCUAACUGCAUAAUAUUAAGGGCCUGUUGCAAGCAAACUGGAAGUUAAAUAAAUGAGCAUAGCAAGCAUGUUUUCUGAAAAGGGAGUUUGUCUAGAAUUACAAAUUCACACAAAAACAUGACAGGCAUCUCUAAACGCUAUACAUCGUAUUUAUUUAGAGUAUAGAUGAAAUCUUCUGAAGUUGGAUUAAUUGAGAAUCCAUUUGUGAACACUAAUUUGACUGGUUCCUUUGAAGUCUCAGAAUAGGAAAAAUAGCAUACAAGAAUCACGUAUAUUUAACUAUGCCUCUGGGCGCUAGUGCUUAUUACCAUACAUUAAAGGUACCUAGCAGAGCUCUGCACUACUAAAUAGCAAUAUAUUAAGCAUUUAGCAUGUCAGAAGUCAAAAUACUGAGACCUAAUAACUCAACCAUGACGCUAGUGAGGAAACACUAUCCAAUACCAAGUGUUUCUUCAUAAAAUUUAUUAAUUGUAUCAAUGCAAGCACACUACAAGCACCACAGAGUAUAGUCCAUGGAUGGUGUUAAGAAUUCAGUGUUAUAAUGCAAUCCUAGUUGGCUCUGAAAAUGAGGCACAAAGUGCCUCCACUAGAAGGAUUCUAGAGGAUUCAUUAUUUUAUUAAUCUCACAUCCUAAAUUUUGUUAAUCUGCAAAUAAGCCAACAAACUAGUAUAGGUAACUGAGUAAUUUAAAUUUGGCUUAAAAUGAACUGAAGAAAGGAAAAGUUAAGCUGUUCCACAUUCACUCUUAUGUCAUGGACAAUGCUGACCUCAACUAAUUGCAAGUAGUAUGAGUUCAGUAGAACUCUAAACAAGUAAUCUAAUUCUCCCCUAUUCACACUUACAUAUUUAAAGGUUAACACCUCCCUCCCCAAUGACUGGUAUUGGGAUACACACAGUUUAAUCAGUCUCUCUUCAGCUCAUUAGGCUAUUUUGCUCACUUGUAAAUGACUGCUCCUUUGCUGUUUGCUAGAUUGCAUCACAUUUGAACCAUACAUUUUUAGUUAUCCUUAUAUAAUUGAUAAGAGCCUAUGCUAUCUUUUUGUUAAGUGUAAACUGCAGAUGUUUGUGGAUAUCAUGGGGUACUUCAAAAAUUAAAAUCCCUUUUAAAAAAGGGGUACCCAACUCCUGGUCCCUGGCCCAGUACUGGUUGGGAACCAGGCUGCACAAGCGGCAGGCAAGUAUGCAAAACUCCAUUAGUGCAACCGGCAGGUGUGUGUGUGAAACCAUCCUCUUACCCCUCUCCCCGCUGAACUGCUGAGCUGGAAAUGUUAGAGACCACUGCUUUAAAAUAGUAAAUUAGGAGAUCAACAUAAGCAAACAAAACCAAUAAGUACAUCAUUAUUUGUGAAUUGAUCUAAAAAUUAACUCUUCAUCUCUGAUACCUGCUCAGAUAUAAUUGCUAGUAUUUUCGGGAUGACAAUUGUACCACAGAUACCAUUGAGAUAGUUUAACUUUUACUAGCCUUUAUAUCAUUUUCCCCCCAGUUUUUCCAGUUUCAGUAUCAGUUUUGAUACUGUUUGCAUCAUACUAACCAUCUGCUAAACAUUUACUUUUAACUCUGUAUUGUGAAAGCAGAAUGCCUUCUAUGAGUACAGGUAGAGUACAGAUAUUUCUUGACUUAAAACCAUUCGUUCAGUAACCAUUCAAAGUUACAAUGGCACGGAAAAAAGUGACCUAUGACUGUUCUUUAAAUUUUGAGAUUGUUGCAGUAACCCUGUGAUCACAUGAUCAAAAUUCGGACACUUUACAACUGGCUCAUAUUUAUGAUGAUUGCAGUGUCCCAGGGUCAUGUGAUUCCCUUUUGCCACCUUCUGACAAGCAAAGUCAAUGGGGAAGCCAGCCUCACUGAACUGUGUUACUAACUUAACAACUGCAGUGAUUCAACAACUAUGGAAAGAAAGAUCGUAAAAUGGGGCAAAAUUCACUUAACAAUAAGUAAAAAUGUGUCUCUCUUAGCAAUAGAAAUUUUGGGCUCAAUUGUCAUAAGUCAAGGACUACCUGUAUUUCUCAGUAGGGGUAAAUAGGCUUGUCUUAAUAAAUAAAGAAUUGAAAGGUUUGACUAUUUCAAAAGCUUUCUUGAUAGUUACAUUAUCCCACCCCCCCACCCCCACUUAUUGCUUUACAUUAAGUAGCUAAAACGCUGAGCUUGUCGAUUGAAAGGUCAGCAGUUCGAAUCCCUAGUGCCAUGUAAUGGGGUGAGCUCCCAUUACUUGUCUCAGCUUCUGCCAACCUAGCAGUUUGAAAGCACGUAAAAAAUGCAAGUAGAAAAAUAGGGACCAACUUUGGUUGGAAGGUAACAGCUUUCUGUGAACCUUUGACGUUUAGUCAUGCCGGCCACAUGACCACGGAGACAUCUUAGGACAGCACUGGCUCUUUGGUUUUGAAACGGAGAUGAGUACUGCCCUCUAGAGUCAGGAACAACUAGCACAUAACCUUUACCUUUAAUGUUCAUCACAGGCAGAAAAUGAUGCUGAUCCUUUUAAUAAGGUCUGUAUGAAUGUAAACAACACCCAACAGAAGCCAUUGAUUUUGAGCUUUAUGUUUGCAGCAAUGGUUGAUCUGUUUUUCCCUGCUUAUUACAACUGACAGAGUGUAUAUACAUUGUUUUUAAAUAGUUUUGUUUAAAUGAAAGAAUUAAAGGAGAAUUUAAGCAAUCUACUUAAGUUAUUAUGAGACAUACUGUUAGCUCUAUGUAGAAAACAUCAGAAAAAUAUCAGAAAAAUUAUGCUUUAUUAUUAAUUCGCCUUAUACCUUAGAUCUGCUUUAAACCUGCAGUUCAUUACCUCUCUAUAUCUUAUCUGGAAUAUUAUUUGCAUAAUAAUGCAGUUUGUAACUCUUCUAAGAAAAUAAAUUUGUCUGCCAGUAUUAGGAAAUGACAGUGUACAGUUAAAUCUAAUAGCCUGGUUUGGAAAGUUAUUCAGUGGUUUCCAUUGAAAAUAGUAGCAUUUUUUGAUAAUAUCAACCAAAAAAAAAAUCACUUCCAUUUUACAAUCUUUUCAAACGGCAGAACUUAGACUGCCAACUUUUAUUUGUCCUAGGUGUUUCAAGUGAAAAAUGGAUGUGAAUUGUACAUGCACAUAUAGACCAGUGUUUCUGAGGUUUGGCAACUUUAAAGGUGUGGACUUCAACACCCAGAAUUCCUCCUGUUUUAAAGUUGCCAAGCUUGAGAAACACUUACCUAGAUACAUUCCCUCAAAUGACAGAAUUUCUGUUGGAUUUUAAAUGCUUUUUGAUAAAAAGCUGGGGCAUCCAAUACUCUUAAAAUGUUUUGAGGCAGCUUUUAUUGAACAAAGCCAGUACUCGUUGAUGAGACAUUUUUCUCCCUUGCUGUGUUUAAUUUGAUGUGUCCUAAGUUGUUUCCUUCUUAAAGAGUAUGGUGUAUCAUGGGGAAAGUUGUCUCUUAUAGGUAACACUUGACUACCUCCCAAAAAACAGGGAUAAGGCCAUCUCUUCCAAUGAGCUUCUUUUUAUGUAGAAUCUCGUCCUUGAGGUUGAAAAAGCAAGAACUGUAGGAAGCCUAUCUGAUACCUUAGGAAGCACUUGUUUCAAAUAGUUUUCUAAGUCAAAAAAUUUCAGUGCCUAGACGUCAUUUUUCCAUUUCCAUAAACUAAGUGCUCUGCUGUUGUCAAAAGAAGGAAAUGACCACAUGUGGUCAGUUAAUGCUUUCAUUAGAUAGUAAAGUCAGUAGUGAAAAUGGACUUUUCCCUGUGAUUUCUAACUCAUAAUGCUAAUUUUACUCAGGGCAUAGAUUAACUAGUGCAUUAAAUACUUUUUACCAUUAUGUCGUCUACUGUUGUAAAUUCUUAGAUGCCUAAAAAUGGUAUUUUAUCAGUCUAGCUUUCUACCUUAUUUUAAAAAUGGCUUUUUAAAAAUGGCUUUUUUAAAAAAUUGUUAUGGCUCUUCUUCAGUUUUCUUUGUGUUUGAAACAACUUAUUUUGUCUUUUAAAUCAAAAUAGCUAUGGGCCCCAUCUUAGGUUAAGUACCAGUCUCUUUGUAUUGGACUGUUCCUGAAAUGAAGAGGUGAAAUUAUGUUUUACUUAACAGCACAAAUUAUUAAUUUCUUCUGCUCAAUAUGACAUCUUAACUGAGCAUGUCUUCUAAUACCAAGGAUAUGAAUCUUGUAUAGAUUCAAUAUUAUGUGAUGAGAGAUAUUAUACAUAAGAUGCAAACCUUAGCAAUUAGGUUGAUAUUUGUGCAUAUUUAAUAGAACCAAUUAUUAGGAAAAUAUUUUUUAACAUGGGGCAAACUCCAAUGAAACUUAAAUGUGUAUGUUAAUUAAUAUUUACUCUGAUGUAAAACAUACUGUCUUUAGUAAGUUUACUUCCAGAUAAAUAUACAUAGAAUUGCAUCUUAGGGCACAUUUACAGUAAAUCCCAUUAUUGUGCUUUCUGAAAAUAAGGCUUUAAGAGUGCUAAAUAUUCAUACAUACACAGAAAUAAAUCCCACUGUGUACUACCAGGUCUUUGUAUAGAACAGUACUGUAUUACAUUUUAAAUUGGUUAGAUUUACAUUUUGAAAUGUGUGGAAAGUAUUCAGAACUAAAUGUGGAAUUAAACAUAAGAGAGGAAUUAAACACAAUAGUGUAUAACAAUGUGCUUUUAAAAAGCUUGUUUAUUUCCACUAUACUGAAUGCAACUUACAUAAGUAACUUUAAACAUGAGUGAAUUAAAUGUUUUUUUAUUCAUUUCUUUGAAACCUUAGAAGCUUUUCUGGAAUUAUUUUGUUGGAUUUUUUUUUUUUACUUUGUGAAAGUAAAGUUUCCUGCCUUGAUGCAAUUUCAGCAUAAAUUUUCCAGUAAAACUGCUUUCAGUUUAUAUGUUCUGUUGCUCCAAAGUAAUCAAGUAGAUUAAUACUGAUAGGAGCACUUCAUAUUAAACCAAACAAAGCAAAGCUGUAGCCCAUACAAUACUUGUUUCCCACUAUGUAAAUUGAGUUGUGGUGAACCAUGAAUUUGCUUGUAAGUCCUUCUUUCAUGAGGUUAGAAGCUUUCCCUUAUGCUUUCAAAUAAACCACAGUUCUCCACAAUGUUCAGAUGUGUGCAUAGUUCUCCCCGUGUAUAUUUUUCAUGUAUUCUCUUUCUGAUUUCGCUAAUUUAAGCACAUUGUGUCUGUGUCCCAUCCCCCCCAGCAAGGAGGGGCAAGGGGGCAAUCCCUGUGCUUUUUUGCUAUCUCGUGAAAUACUUUGUUUUCAAUUACAUCUGAAUCAUGCUUUUUAAUUCUUCAGUAGUGAUGUGGGAAUGCAUUCUGCCAUUUUCACCUAAAUUGGGGGUGGCAGCUUUAAGACUUGUGGCAGCUUUAAGACUUGUGCACUUCAACUCCCAGAAUUCCCUAGCCAGCCUUGUUAAAUCCACAGGUCUUAAAGUGCCAAGGUUGGACACCCCUGGUUUACAUAAUAUGUUUUUCAUUCAUUGGAAAAAAAUGACCAAAUGAAGUUGUGUGCAUAGCACCAAAAAUAAAAAUCUAAAUAGCUUGUUCUGUUGUUCGGAUGUAAAGAAGGAAUUGGUUUCUAGCUUUUGCAUUGUAUUGCAAUAUGUAGUAACAAAUGGUUAGUAAAUUACUUGCAGCAUAUUAAUUUCAAUUUAAUUCAAAACACUACAGUUUAAUGCUCUGAAUUUGUUCUACAUUGCACUAGCAAUUAAUAAGUUAGAAACUUUCCAUUUCGAUACAGAAUAAAGCAAUAACUAUAUCAAUGCAGUUGUUGAUUUAACUGCAGAUGUUCUAAUUGAUACCAAUUUGUUAAUGACUGUUACAUGAUUCUAACAUCUGCCAAAUUUGCAUUCAGCAAAAAUGUAAGUGAAAAUUAUAAUUCACUCUUAGAGUCCCUGUUUACAUGUGCAUUCUUAAACUGAUGGGGAAGGGUUUGUGUAUGUAUUCAUUUAAUUUUAUGCUACCCUUCAAAAUAGUGUACACUACCCUAAAACUGUUGUAUAGUACAUAUUGGGUAGAAUAAAUUAAGUAAAUAUUAAGUAGUUUGUUUCUCUGCAUAGAUACAUUCUGGAAUUCCACUGGUUUGCCCUUAAGGAAAAAUAAUAUAUCUGGAGUAUAGAGCAGAGCACUAGCUAAAAUGUUAAUUUGAGUUAUAGCUCCUCCUUCAACCAACUAUUUGGGAUGUUCUUUGAAUGGCUUCAAACAAAUUAUGUUUAGGAAGUGUGUAAAAAAUUUUUUUCAGCAAACUCAUUUUAAAGUUUUAAUCAGCUGACAUACACAUGCUUGCUCAGUGUUUCCUGACAGUAAUUGUGAUAGCUUUAUAAUACUUGAUCAGUCUGAAUAGUUGACUGAGUAUAAGAGUAGCUUGCAAUCUUUUCAGGCUAAUGAUUAAGCCACAUUGCAAAAGAAAAAGUAGAAGAUCUACAAAUAUUCUUGACAAACAAACCCUUAGAGUCAUAGUAGUUUUGAGGCAAUGAAGAAUGUACUUGGACAGGCUUGGCCUCUUUCUAUGCUGCACUUCAUUUGUAGUAUUGUUAUCAGUAGCUAAUCUCAGCUAUAUUUAUAUAUUUUUAAAUAUCCCUGCUUAAAAUACUGACAAAGGAUUUAGAACAGUAAUGGACACCUUGAAAAAGCAUUUUCGUUAAAAAAUAUACAAUUUAAGACAAGGGUGUCCAACCUUGGCAACUUUAAGACCUGAGGGCUUCAACUCCCAGAAUUCCUCAGCCAGCAUUCUUAGAAUUCUGGGAGUUGACUUUGACAAAGUUGAACAUCCCUGGUUAAAAAUGAAGUUUUUUUCUUUUAGGAUGACUCACUAAAGGAACAGAACAAUCUGAACAGUUUGAAUAAACCACACAAUUCAGCUUCUGGAUUUUGUCCCCAGCUUGUAGAUUUUUGUUAUUCCCUACAGAAAAAUAAGGCAAAUAUACCAAACUGCAUCACUGAAGGAUCCAUUUCUGAUGCAAAAAUAUGGUUCAGAUUAUUAUUGGCCUCAGUAUUAAAUCAAAGGCAGUGAAUCUAUGAUGAUGUGAUGCAAUUCAAAUGUAAACCUUUUUUGUGCUACAGUAUUGCUUAGUAGAAGACUUUGUAAUACUUUCUGUGUAAUUUCCUUGAUUUUGCCAUUUUCAAACUACACGGUACCUAUUUUGGUGCAAUAAAAUGUCCUUUAUAGCUGCUUUCAUCGUUUUUAAUUGCUGCUAUAAUUUAGAUUUAAAUUAUUGUACUGUAACUACUUAGGAACCCUUAGUAUUUCCAUAUUCAUUAUCACUGUAUCCCCUCUUUCUUUAUAGAUUUGGAUCUUUUACUUUGCAAACUGAUGCUUAAUUUUGUGAUUUUAUUAAAUUCUGUGUGGAUUUGGAGAAGAGUUGGAAAUGUUAUUCUACUUAAGAUUGUAUUAGCUGGUUGUCACAGUAAAAGUGGAUGACAACGACCGAUGUCCGACUUUAGCUUUGGAUUUAUGUAUAUUAAAUGAAUUCUUUUUUUUUUUCUGAUUAUAUCAAACUUCAGAUUACAGACUGAUGCUUGGGGUUCUUUCCAUCCCUAAGCAGAUAUCUUCCAAUUCUAAUAAGCAAAAUCAUAAUAGUGACAAAGGCAUUGGGCAGCAAAGUGAAUUUUUCACUAUUUAUCAUUUACAUUUGGGUGUGUAUGGGGAUUUUGUAUGUGUUUAUAUAGAAUGUUCUAGUACUAAGCACAGUGUAAGUUAUUGUAUUAGUGUAUAAAAAGAAAAAAUAGUGUACUUUUUCUGGUUAAAUAAAGACAGUUUUUAAAUAAAAUUUUCUCCUAGAA